UUGACGUUCUACAACGGGUGGUUGUGAUAAACAUAAAAAAGAGGUAAUAGGACAAAUUUUUUUUUUUUUUAACCUAGUAAUAGGACAAUUCACAGAAAGAAAAUUGGCGACAUGAGCAUGUGAAUCCGUACAAAUAAAUUGAUAAUCAAGUCUCAUCAGGUGGGUCCUCAUUGAUUGCAAAAUGCAGGCAAAGAGAAAUACUCCAUUUGUGAACUGGGUUGGUGAACAAUAAGAAACUGUUGGUAACUGAUGGUCCAUGACGUACUUUCCAUGAAGAUUCACAGAGCGCGUGGAAAAGAAAAGUAGACAAUAGUUAUGAAUGAUUUUUUUAUUUUUUAUUUUAUUUAUUUAUUUUUAUUUUUUAUCACUCUUGUCAUUCCGCCUCUGCUUAGUUGCUUCAUCCUGCUUUUUCUUUGACUGACCAGCCAUCUUUUUUAUUUUUAUUUUUAUUUUUUUCUUCGCUCACCAAGGACCCACUUGAACAGGGGCUUUUUGCCCCAAUUGUGAAAUGAACAUUAAAGUAUGCCCAACAGAGAAACUAUUGAUCGUCUGUCUCAACAAGAAAAUUAAAAAAAAAAUGGCUGAAACAGUUAUUUACAACACUAUAACUCAAAUCCUGAAGAAGUUGGGUUCGAUGGUCAACCAAGAGAUCAAACUGGUGCGGGGUGUGAAGAAAGAACUUCACAAACUCGAAAACACAGUUUCCACAAUCAGAGCAGUGCUUGUUGAUGCAGAGGAGCAGAAAGCCACAAACACUGAGGUUGAAGACUGGCUUGAAAAGCUCAACGAUGUAUUUUAUGAUGCCGAUGACUUGCUCAAUGACUUCUCCACCCAAAUUCUCCGGCGCAAAGUUCUGACUAAGAACAAAAGGCUAAAAAAGGUACGCAAUUUCUUCUCAAGCUCAAAUAAGAUGGCUCAAAAGAUUAAGGCCGUUAGGGAGAGACUAGAUGCAAUUGCACAAGACAGGAGAAACUUUCACCUCAUUGAGCGGCCUGUAGAGAAUACUAAGAAGAAGGAGACUCACUCUUAUGUUCAUCCAGAAACUGUUAUUGGGAGGGAUAAAGAUAAAACUAAUAUUGUAGAAAUGUUAUUGAACACUAACGUGGAAGAGAAUGUGUCAGUUGUUGCAAUAGUUGGUAUUGGGGGACUAGGAAAGACCACACUUGCACAAUUAGUCUAUAAUGAUGAAGAGGUCACCAAACAUUUUGAACUUAUGAAAUGGGUGUUUGUCUCUAACCCCUUUGAUGUGCAACUCAUUGUGCAAAAAAUCGUAGGUUCUGAAGCAGGUAAAGCCCUUCAUAUGGAAGAAUUGCAAAAGCAUUUGAGGACAGAAAUUGAGGGAAAAAGAUAUUUACUUGUGUUGGAUGAUAUGUGGAAUGAAGAUCGUGAUAAUUGGUUAGAAUUAAGAAAUCUAUUGAUGGGUGGUUCAAGAGGAAGUAAAAUUUUAGUAACAACCCGUAAUAAUUUAGUUGCAAAUAUUACGGGGACAAAUUCUCUAUAUUUUUUAGAAGGCUUGUGUGAUAAGGUGUCAUGGUCUUUAUUUAAGCAAAUGGCAUUGAAACAGGGGGAAGAGCAUGAGAAUCCAUGUCGAGUAACAAUGGGGAAGGAAAUUGUACAGAAGUGUAAGGGGGUUCCUCUUGCCAUAAAGGCUAUAGGAAGCCUACUAUACUCUAAAAAUACAGAUGCAGAGUGGUUGGUUUUCAAAGAUAACGAUUUGUUUAAAAUAGCUCAACAAGAGGAUGUUAUUUUGCCAAUACUAAAGAUAAGUUACGAUUACCUCCCUUUGAAUCUGAAGCGAUGCUUUGCAUUUUGUUCCUUGUAUUUGAAAGAUGAAAAAAUUUAUAAGAAAGAAUUGAUCCAAUUGUGGAUUGCAGAGGGAUUGAUUCCGUCAGUGUAUGAGAAUCAACAAUUGGAAGAUGUAGGUGAUUUGUAUUUUAUGGAUUUACUAAGGAGGUCAUUUUUUCAAGAUGUUAGAACAGAUGAAUGGGGUGAGAUAAUAAGUUGCAAAAUGCAUGAUCUUGUCCAUGAUGUUGCAGAAAAUGUUGCGAGGCUCAAGAGUUCAGUAGAGAAUUCAGAUGCAAAAAAUGUUACCGAAAGAACUCGUCACGUGUCAUGUGGUUAUUUUGUAGAUUCAUCAUGGGAAAUUCCAACCAACUUGCUGAGAGCUAACAAGUUACGGACAUUUAUUUUGAAGAAUAAAUAUUUAGAAGAAACGGUUUUUGAAAGGAUUGUUUCUACUUAUAAAUAUUUACGCGUGUUGAAUAUGUCCAACUUGGGGAUCGAGAUCGUGCCGAGUUACAUAAGCAACCUGAAACGUUUAAAAUAUCUUGAUCUUAGUGGUGAUCACAUGAAGACUCUGCCAAGUUCUAUAACCAAGUUGCAAAAUUUGGAGACUCUAAAACUCAAUAGAUGUGGGUUUCUUAAAGAAUUGCCAACAGAUUUUAGGAAAUUGGUUAGCCUCAGGCAUCUUGAGUGUGAAGAGUGUCAUGACUUGACUGGCAUGCCAUGUGGAUUUGGGCAAUUGACGUCUCUUUCAACGUUAACAAGGUUUGUAACGGACUUAAAUACUGGAUUUAGUGAAUUGCGAAGCCUAAAUAAUCUACGGGGGAGGUUAUUUAUUGACUUAAAGAGACGCAGGGACUCAAGUAGACGUAGGGACGCACGUAGACGAUGGCAUUGGAAAAACACAGCAGCAGCAGAGGGAAGAAUGGAGGGAACAAACUACUUGGAGGCAAAACAGUACCUUAAUACGCUGGAAUUAGGUUUUUCUAUAAUUGAUGAUCAGGAGGUGGAGUUAUUGUUGGAAUCCCUACGUCCACACCCGAAUUUGAAGGGGUUGAUAAUAAAGUCUUACAGUGGAGUGAGUUUCCCAAGUUGGAUGAUGGUUGACAAAAUUGGCUUAUCCCUCCCAAAUCUAGUCAGAAUUCAUAUAUCAUUAUGUGUAUGGAAACAUCUUCCGCUAUUUGGGCAACUUCCUUCUCUCCAAUUUCUGAGUCUCAUGGGUAUGCAAUACCUGGAGUACAUAGACAACAGUAGUGGGAGUGGCAGUGGCAGUGGUGGUGAGGAGUCCCUCUCUUCGUCUUUACCCUCUUCUUCAAUUGGAGGGGGAGGAGGAGGAGGAGGAGCAACAGAUGCAACAGCAGCAAUAAGAAGAUCGGAACCAGCACCAACACCAACAUUUUUCCCAUCCCUGAAACAACUCACACUCCAUGGAUUGCCUAAAUUGAAGGGAUGGUGGAGGAGUGAUGCAGCAGCAGAAGCAACAACAACAGCAAUGACAACGACAACUUUAGUGGACCAACAGCAACAUCAACAACAACAUUUGAAGCUCCCAUCAUUUCAUUUUCUUUCCAAAUUAACCAUUAUUGGUUGCCCUAAUCUGGCAUCAAUGCCUAUUCUGCAACCAUGUCUUGAAGAACUAGAGCUCAAUGAGGUCAGCAAGAAGCUAGUAGAACAAGAGUUAAUGAUGACAUUGGUGUCCCCAACCCCACUAACCAACUCUACGACCACCACGUUUACAGAUAUAGUUGGAACCUCUUCAUCUUCUUCGCAUCUUCCUCUUUCCAACUUAAAGUCUAUGUCGUUAUGGAAUAUCCAGGAUCUAGGUGACGAUAACGACAUGCAAUUUCCUCAAGGCCUUAGGAACCUAAGGAAUCUGUCUAUCUGUUUUAUUCCAGAGUUGGUAUCUCUUCCUGUGGGGCUUCAACAUCUUACCACUCUUCAAACACUGCAGAUUAAGUCGUGUCAUAAUUUGAAGACUUUACCGGAGUGGAUAGGGAACCUCACAUCACUUGAACGACUUGAAAUUGAAUUCUGCUGCGAAUUGACAUCACUGUCCGAUGGGAUGCGCCAGCUCACUGCAUUACAACAACUCACAAUUACAUAUUGCGCCAAAGUGCUAUAUGAUAGAUGCCAGGAAGAAACAGGGGAAGAUUGGCCAAAGAUUGCUCACAUCCAAAAUUUCUUCUGUGAAAGUAGAGGUAAAUCGUUCCUGAUCUGAAUUUUUUUAAGACUGUAAAACUCCAUCUUAUUCCUCUCUCUACCCCUUCACUGUGGCUCUCUUUAUUUAACUUCAAUUGAUCUUUUAUUGGACAGACUAGCACGAGGAAACAAAGCAAGAAAUGUCUCCAACUACUACAAUUUAGUGGAAACGUCGAAUGUUCAGUUUGUGCAUGUGUUCCGGGGCAGUUUCAUGAGCACAUAAUUGGGGUACUUUUACAGUCUUCUUCAUAUUCAUAUUGAUUAAUCUCAAAGGCAAGCCAAGUCUUUUUACUUGACCGACCAUAAUGAUAGUACUACUUAACAUCAAUCACGAUGAUGCAACGACAAAAUGCAGGAAGAAACAGAAGUGGAAGCAGCCAAUUGGAUGAUUACAAAAACUAGUGAGCAUGAGCAGCUUCAAAGUAAAUGGCCAAAGCUCUAGGGAUGACCAUUAGUAGUCUAGACAAUAUUCUGUGGAAUGGAGGUGUUCGGGGGUAGCACUUGAUGAGCACAUAAUUAAAUUUUGUUUAAUGUCAAAGGGAUGAAUGUUAGUAGUCUAGAUAAGAUUUUAUGCAAUGGAGGAGAGUCGGGAGAAAGGAUUUUACAAAUUUACUGGAGACUUAUUGUCUCUAUUGGUGCUCAUGAUCAAGGCAAAGGAUUAAGCUUGAAAAACCUGAUUCAGCAACUGUCGAAUGUUCAGUUUGUGCAUGUGUUUUGGGGCAGCUUCAUGAGCACAUAAUUGGAGUAGUCUUGCAAUCUUAUUAUUGUUCAUAUUUGUAUUGCUUAAUCUCAAAGUAUAAAUAAAUUGAAAGAUGUCACAGGGUGAUAAAAGGAAGAUUGUAGAUUUAUCAUCAAAUGAUAACUCAUCUCCAACCCCUAAUUUUGCUCCAAUGACAGAUUCUGCUCCAAUGAAAGAUACAAAUACAAUUGAUGAAUCAAGUCUUAAUUUCAGCAACUUCGCCCAAGAAAAAAAAAAUAACAUCAGCUGUGUGGAAUGAUUUUAAGAAGGUAAAGAUAAAUGGGAUAGAGUAUAGUGUUUGCAACCAUUGCACUUCAAAGUUGAAAGCACCUAGUAAGAAUGGAACAAGUAGCUUGCGCGACCAUUUAAAAAGGUGUAAGAAAGUUGGAAACAAGGAUAUGAGACAGUUUGUUUCGCAACAAAAUCUGAAAAAGAUGGAUGGACAGUUGGAAUGUCGCACUUCUCUGUUUGAUAAACAAGCUGCAAAAGUUGCACGUGAUGAGCUUGCGGGCAUGAUCAUAGUGCAUGAGUAUCCACUUUCCAUUUUUGAACAUUCCCGCUUUCGAAGAUUUGUUAAUGCCCUUCAACCAAUGUUUAAGUUGGUUUCUCGAAAUACAAUCAAAAGGGACAUCUUAAGUAUUUAUGAAUCUGAGAAAGCUAAAACAUCGUGGUUGUUGGAGACCAUUGGGAGUAGAGUUGCCAUCACUUCUGAUAUGUGGACUUGCAAUCAUUCAAAGAAAGGUUUCAUGGCAAUAACAGCCCACUUUAUCGAUGAUUCUUGGGAGUUGCAACAAAGAAUUUUGAGGAUCAUUCUCUCUCGUUGAAAUUGGUCGAAGGUUCCAAUUUGCAGUCAGCUUUCCAUGCUAUUCCUUGCUCUAGCAGUUCAGGCAUGAAGUCGGGAGUAGGCGAUCUUCAUAUGCUCUCUCUUUGGUACUCUCUCUCUAUUGAAUCUACUGGGUACAUAAGGAACUGUCAUUGGGAAAAAAAAGCAACCAGCAGGAAUUAAAGAGCAUUCUGUUAUAGGAGUUUACAAACGCCAUUGUACUUUUUCAUCUCUCUACUAGUCUCUCCAGUGGAGCUGGACAAGUGGUGGGCAUGUCAUUAUGAAGGCCCUUGUAUUGGGCUUUUUGAAGAUUAUGCUCGUGAUAGAGGCUGUUAAGAUCAUAAUUAAUUUGCAAAGCGUAAAAGAUCUUCAAAAACAGCCCAUACUAUGACUCGCGGCAGUUCCAAUGAUUUGUACUCCGUUGUGAGGGGACGAGAGAGAAGUGGUUGUGUGUGGAUGCUUGGCUUGGGGCCUACACCAAGCGAUGUUUGGGGGCCCUCUCCUAGUAAAGCUGAACUCAUUAACAAAGCCAAAAAAUCUGAUGAGGAUGCACAUGCUGCACGUGUAGAGUUGCAGAACACCAUUUCAAAAAUGCAAGCUGACUGUGAUGACAAGUUGGAAAAUUUACGAGCCGACUAUGACGACAAAUUGGAAAAUUUACAAAAACAAGUGGCUAUGCUAAUGCAGAUGUAACAACAAAAUUGUAGUGGACAGGGUUCUGAUUCUUUAAAUGCUCCUAGAGUAUGCCCAAAUUCAAUUUCUAGUCGUGCCAAUUCAGUUAAGGGUAAUUCAAAUCAAAUGGGCAGGAGUUGUCGAAGUUGAAGCUGAAGAUGGGGUCGUGGCUGUGCUUUUUGAAUUUCCUUGACCAAUGUGAAAACUUCCACUACAUUUUGAUGGGUUCUUUUUGAAAACUUCUACUACCUUUGUCAAAAAUUCUUAAUUAUUUUUGGUUGACAUUUAGUAGCUUUAUCUAGACAAUUUGGAUGGUAUUUUUAUAUUGGCAGGUUCACUUGUGGUUGUAUUAGUAGACAUUUUGGCUUUUUGGUUGACAUUUAGCAGCUUUAUUUAUUAGUAGACAAUUUGGAUGGUA
Molecule: messenger RNA, 6633 nt
Organism: Cornus florida
Lineage: Eukaryota; Viridiplantae; Streptophyta; Magnoliopsida; Cornales; Cornaceae
Product: putative disease resistance protein RGA4
Exons: 14
Coding region: 509-4000 (1163 amino acids)
Biological process (GO): defense response to other organism
Molecular function (GO): ADP binding
Source: RefSeq, a predicted model, not a curated record